GUCCAGUGUUAGCCAUUGACUCACUCGCUCGCUCGCUCGCUCGCCUGCUUCUGGGAAGAAAAUUCCUCAUACCCUUCGUUGUUUGUUGGUUGGCGUGUGCGCUGUGUCAAGUCCUCCGUCGAGUCCUCCGAAGAAGCAGCGAGAACAAUUUGGUUCCUUGCGCCUGCCAGUGGUCGACAAUGGCCCCAUUGCCAGAUCCUACAAUUGACCUCGACUGGUCGGGCUACGUCGGCUCGAUCCAGGAUCACUUUCGCGCCCAGGCCGAGGCGCACCCCGAGCGAACCUGCGUCGUCGAGACCAAGUCGUCCACCACUCCCGAGAGGAGGUUUACCUAUCGCCAGAUCUACGAGGCCUCCAACACGUUAGCAUGGUACCUGCACAAUGCCGGCGUCACCAACGGAGACGUCGUCAUGAUCUGGGCCCACCGCUCGGUCGACCUCGUGGUGGCCCUGAUGGGCAUCCUGGUACAGUUUCCCCAGCAUGUGCGCCCCGGGGUCGCCUGUCUUCUAACCCUUGUCUUGCAACUCCCAGGCUUCCGGAGCGACAAUGACCGUCCUCGAUCCCGCGUAUCCCCCGGCGAGGCAGCAGAUCUACCUCGAAGUCUCCCGGCCCCGCGCCUUGCUCAGGAUCGGGCGGGCUACCGACGAGAACGGGCCCCUGGCGCCCUUGGUUCAGAAGUACAUCGACGACGAGUUACAGCUGAAGACUGAUGUUCCCGAGCUCAGACUCCGCGACGAUGGGAGCCUCUACGGCGGCGAGGUGGACGGCCAGGACAUCUUCGCCAGCGUCCGGCACCUCGCUGCUUCACCGCCCGACGUUCUCGUCGGCCCGGACUCGAACCCCACGCUCUCUUUUACUUCGGGCAGCGAGGGCCGCCCCAAGGGUGUGUUGGGUCGGCACUUCAGCUUGGUCAAGUACUUCGGCUGGAUGGCCGAGCGCUUCAACCUCUCUUCCGAGAGCCGGUACACCCUGCUCUCGGGCAUUGCGCACGAUCCCGUGCAGCGAGACAUCUUCACCCCGCUCUUCCUCGGCGCGCAGCUCCUCGUGCCCUCGAGGGAGGAUAUCCAGCACGAGAAGCUCGCCGAGUGGAUGCGGGAGCACAAGCCGACCGUCACCCACCUCACACCGGCCAUGGGCCAGAUUCUCGUCGGCGGCGCCACCGCCGAGUUCCCCAGCCUCGAGCACGUCUUCUUCGUGGGCGAUGUGCUGACCACUCGGGACUGCCGUGCCCUCCGGCGCCUGGCAGUCAACGCCAACAUCAUCAACAUGUACGGCACCACCGAGACCCAGAGAGCUGUCAGCUACUACGAGAUUCCCAGCCGUGCGAGAGAUCCCGACUUCUUGGAUAGGCUCAAGGAUACAGUUCCUGCUGGACAGGGCAUGCAGAACGUCCAGCUCUUGGUUGUCAACCGCGAGAACCGGACCGAGCUGUGCAAGGUCGGCGAGGUGGGCGAGAUCUUUGUCCGCGCUGCGGGUCUUGCCGAGGGCUAUCUGGGCGAUCCGGCAUUGAACGAGCAGAAGUUCUUGAUGAACUGGUUCGUCGACAACCAGAAGUGGGUCGAAGCCGACCUCAAGGCGAGCAAGAACGAGCCCUGGAGGCGCUAUUACAAGGGCCCGAGAGACAGGCUGUAUCGUACCGGCGACCUCGGCCGUUACCUCGAGUCCGGAGACGUGGAAUGUGUCGGCCGUGCCGAUGACCAGGUCAAGAUCCGCGGGUUCCGCAUCGAGCUGAACGACAUCGACAGCAACCUCAGCCAGAACCCUCUGAUCCGCGAUUGCAAGACGCUUGUUCGGAGAGAUCGUUUUGAGGAACCGACUCUCGUCAGCUAUCUCGUUCCCGAGCACAAGGAGUGGCUGCGCUGGCUCGAAGACCGGGGACUGGCCGACGUCGAGGACGAGGGCGUCGAGAUGGGUCCCGUCACGGUCUACUUGAAGAAGUACAGGAGAAUGCAGACCGAGGUCCGCGACCAUCUCAAGACGCGGCUCCCCACCUACGCGGUGCCCACCAUCUACAUCGUCCUCAACAAGCUGCCCCUGAACCCCAACGGCAAGGUUGACAAGCCCAACCUCCCCUUCCCCGACGUCGCCGAGCGCGUCGAGGAUGCGUCGGAAGAAGAUAUCAAGAACUGGGAACUCCUUACCGACACCGAGCGGACCGUUGCCCAGAUGUGGGCCGACGUUAUCCGGGGCCUGAACCCCAAGACGGUCAAGAGGGAGAAUGGUUUCUUCGACCUCGGCGGACACAGUCUACUGGCUCAGCAAUUCCUGCUGAGUGUUCGUAAGAAGUUGGGCACCGACGUCCCAAUUAGCACCCUCUACGAGCACCCUAGUCUUGCUGGCUUCAGUGCUCAGGUCGAUAAGAUCCGGGAACACGGCACCGGUCCCGUGGGUCCCGAAGCUGGCGAGGCUGCUUACGCAAAGUCCCUGGAUGAACUGUUGCACCAGCUGCCGGAGAAGUAUCAGUCUGCCGAUGGCGAGGCCCUCGCUUCGGCCGAGCAGCUGACCAUUUUCUUGACCGGCGCGACCGGCUUCCUGGGAUCCUACCUCGUGCGGGACAUCCUGGAUCGGACGGCCCGCAGCGUCAAGCUCAUCGCUCAUGUCCGGGGCGUCAAGGAGCCGUCGGCGGCGCUCUCGCGCCUCCGGAGGUCUCUGCAGGGUUACGGCCUCUGGAGGGAGGAAUGGGGAAGCAGGCUCGGCGCCGUCGUGGGCGACUUGUCCAAGCCCCAGCUGGGAAUUGACGACGCCACUUGGCAAAGCCUCGCACGGGAGGUAGACGUCGUGAUCCACAACGGUGCCACUGUCCACUGGGUCAAGCGGUACCAAGACAUGAUGGCGUCCAACGUUCUCUCGACCAUUGACGCGAUGCGGCUGUGCAACGAAGGAAAGCCCAAGAUCUUCACGUUCGUCAGCUCGACCAGCGUCUUGGACACCGGGUACUACAUCCGCCUGUCGGACCAGCAGACCAGCACCGGGCAAGGUGCCAUCAUGGAGGACGACGACAUGAGCGGAAGCCGCACCGGGCUUGGCACGGGCUACGGCCAGACCAAGUGGGUGUCGGAGCAGCUCGUCAGGGAGGCAGGAAAGCGCGGCCUCCUCGGCUCCGUUGUCAGGCCAGGCUACAUCCUGGGCGACUCCGAAACCGGUGUAUGCAAUGUCGACGACUUCCUGAUCCGCAUGCUCAAGGGCUGUAUCCAACUAUCCGCCCGCCCCCGCAUCAUCAACACGGUCAAUGCGGUGCCCGUCAACCACGUCGCCCGUGUGGUCGUGGCGUCGGCGCUCAACCCGCUCCCCGGGGGCGUCCACGUCGUCCACGUAACGGCCCACCCCCGCCUCCGCAUGAACGAGUACCUCUCCAUCCUCGAGUACUAUGGCUACAAGACGCCCGAGGUGACGUACGACGCGUGGAAGGAGGAGCUUGAGAAGUUCGUCUCGGCCGGUGCGCUGGAGAAGGAUCAGGAGCAGCACGCGCUCAUGCCGCUGUACCACUUCUGCAUGAACGACCUGCCGGCCAACACGCGCGCGCCCGAAAUGGACGACCGCAACGCCGUGGCCAUCCUCAAGGCCGACGCGGAUCGGUGGACCGGGGUCGACGACAGCACGGGCCAAAGCAUCGGCAGGGAGGACGUCGGCAGGUAUCUGGCGUACCUGGCCGAGAUCAAGUUUGUGGGUAGGCCAACUGGAAGGGGCCGGCCACUGCCGGAGAUGAAGCCCGAGGUGCUGGCUGCCCUGGCGGUGGGUGGUACUGGUGGCCGUGGUGGCGCCGUGCCAUAAUUAAGAGGCGGGGACCUUAGGUUGGAAUAAUACAAGGGAAACGAAAGAGGAAGGAAAAAAGAGACGUAAUCUACAACCGUUCAUGUGCAGCAAUAGAAGGGCAACAUGAAAAGGACCCACCGCUUUCCCGUCCUUUGGUGUCGUCUGAAAAACACUGGUCGACCAGUAUCUCGGUUCGUCGUCUCAGCUGAUUAAUUAAUACUUUGAGUCAAGAGACUCGGCUCAAAGUCUACGCAAUAAUUACUACCCACCCUGCUCAUUCACAACCGGGCACCCUCCGAUUGCCUCCGGACUUGUUUCUAGAC
Messenger RNA from Thermothelomyces thermophilus ATCC 42464, 4076 nucleotides. RefSeq lists its product as uncharacterized. Lineage: Eukaryota; Fungi; Ascomycota; Sordariomycetes; Sordariales; Chaetomiaceae. The record is from RefSeq and is a predicted model, not a curated record. Gene Ontology annotation, molecular function: L-aminoadipate-semialdehyde dehydrogenase [NAD(P)+] activity; phosphopantetheine binding. The coding region runs from base 547 to 3771 and encodes 1074 amino acids. Gene Ontology annotation, biological process: L-lysine biosynthetic process. The transcript has 2 exons.